GUUAAGAUCUUCGCAGCUUUUCACGUCCUUACCGAGGGGGUGGUGAAUACUCAGCCGUGCGCAGGCUGGAGCAUGUAUCCGACGCUCGACUCCUUCGGCGACGUAGUGGUCCUCUUCCCAUUGGCGUAUUGGCGACCCAAGAUCUGGGGCAUGUCAAAUAAGCGUCCAGAAAGGGGAGACCUUGUGGUCACAACCAACAUGACCAACCCAGCGUACACCGUCUGCAAACGGGUUGUUGGAAUUGAGGGCGACGUUGUUGAGAUCGAGCCAACACGUACCGUUGACGGUUCAAAAUCAUGGGCACAAGGUCGGUUUUUGCGCGUGCCGAAAGGCCACAUCUGGGUGGUCGGGGACAAUCUCUCCAACUCGAUCGAUUCACGCGACUACGGGCCGGUUCCUCUCGCCAUGGUCAAAGGCAAAGUCACAACAAGGGUGAGUUUGAUUCGU
This is a messenger RNA of Cutaneotrichosporon oleaginosum, 447 nucleotides long. RefSeq lists its product as uncharacterized. The record is from RefSeq and is a predicted model, not a curated record. Gene Ontology annotation, cellular component: membrane; mitochondrial inner membrane peptidase complex. Gene Ontology annotation, molecular function: serine-type endopeptidase activity. Lineage: Eukaryota; Fungi; Basidiomycota; Tremellomycetes; Trichosporonales; Trichosporonaceae.